Molecule: messenger RNA, 1784 nt
Organism: Pelobates fuscus (common spadefoot toad)
Lineage: Eukaryota; Metazoa; Chordata; Amphibia; Anura; Pelobatidae
Gene: PGM3
Product: phosphoglucomutase 3
Exons: 13
Coding region: 125-1750 (541 amino acids)
Biological process (GO): UDP-N-acetylglucosamine biosynthetic process; carbohydrate metabolic process; hemopoiesis
Molecular function (GO): phosphoacetylglucosamine mutase activity; magnesium ion binding
Source: RefSeq, a predicted model, not a curated record
UGUGCUGAUUGAAUAGUCUUACAGGGACACGUUACAGUCCGCCACACCCCCUCCCACCACUAGAUGUCACAAUCACACAGCAACGUCAUCAGAGGAACGUCACAAGGCGCUGUGUGCGAUCAGAAUGGAAAAAGUGUUGAAAUAUUCAUCUCGUCAUCCCAAACCCGCUGGCCUCAGCCUUCAGUAUGGCACAGCUGGAUUUCGAACCAAAGCGGAACAUCUGGACCAUGUUAUGUAUCGCAUGGGUCUGCUAGCAGUGUUGAGGUCAAAGAAGACCAAGUCUGUUAUUGGGGUCAUGGUCACUGCAUCUCAUAACCCAGAGGAAGACAAUGGUGUAAAACUUGUGGAUCCUUUGGGAGAGAUGUUGGUACAGGCUUGGGAAGUGUAUGCCACAAACCUGGCCAAUGCAGAGCAGCAGGAAUUACAGACGGUAAUGACUAUCAUAAUCCAGCAGGAGGAUAUAAAGAUGGACCAAAAGGCUUCUGUAGCUAUUGGGAGAGAUACAAGGCCAAGCAGUGAAAGUCUGUCCCAAGCGGUGAUUGAUGGAGUAACUGCCCUGGACUCCAAAUAUCAAGACUAUGGUCUGGUGACCACACCACAGCUUCACUAUGUUAUCUGCUGCCGGAAUACAAACGGAGAAUACGGAGAACCAACGAUAGAUGGGUACUACAAAAAAUUGUCUCGGGCAUUUAAUGAGUUGGUCAAACAGGUUGCUGACUGUGGGGAUGGACGCUUAUACUUGAAUGUGGAUGGAGCAAAUGGUAUUGGUGCUUUAAAGCUGAAGGAAAUGGAAAAGCAUCUGAAUUCAGUGCUUUCACUUAAACUUUAUAAUGAAGGCUGCAAAGGGAAACUCAACUGUGAAUGUGGAGCAGAUUAUGUCAAAGUACAACAGAAACCUCCGCAGGGUAUUGAAGCGAAACCCCUUGAUCGUUGCUGUUCUUUUGAUGGAGAUGCUGAUCGAAUUGUUUAUUUCUACAAAGACCAUGGUGGAGUGUUUCACCUACUCGAUGGAGAUAAAAUUGCCACCUUAAUAAGCACUUUCAUCAAAGAACUGCUAGUGAAGGUUGGCUUGAGUUUACAAAUGGCAGUUGUGCAAACUGCCUAUGCAAAUGGUAGUUCCACACGUUAUUUGGAAGAUGUUAUGAAGGUCCCUGUGUACUGUGCAAAGACUGGUGUAAAACACUUGCAUCAUAAAGCCCAAGAGUUUGAUAUUGGAGUCUAUUUCGAGGCUAACGGACAUGGAACAGUUCUGUUUAGCAAAACAGCAGAAGAUCAGAUCAGACAGCUGGCUAGUGAGGAGACCACUGAUGACAAAAAGAAAGCAGCUCAAACACUACAGAACACUAUUGAUUUGAUUAACCAGACUGUUGGAGAUGCAAUUUCUGACAUGUUGGUAAUUGAAGCUAUCCUAAGUCUCAAAGGUUUGACUGUGCAAAAAUGGGAUGAAAUAUAUACUGACCUUCCAAAUCGCCAGCUUAAAGUGAAGGUCGCAGAUAGAAAGGUAAUUGAAACUACUGAUGCAGAGAGGCGUACUGUGAAACCACCAGGGUUACAAGAGAAGAUUGAUGACCUUGUUAAUAAGUACAAUAUGUCAAGAGCAUUUGUGAGACCUUCAGGAACAGAGGAUGUAGUCCGUGUAUAUGCCGAAGCAGACACCCAGGACAAUGCAGAUGCUCUGGCCCACGAAGUGAGUUUAGCAGUGUUUCACCUUGCAGGAGGCGUCGGAGAUGUUCCAAAGCCUUUAAGAUGAGGAAUAACCGCUGCAGUGUAUAACCUAUUUUUAG